Molecule: messenger RNA, 978 nt
Organism: Raphanus sativus (radish)
Lineage: Eukaryota; Viridiplantae; Streptophyta; Magnoliopsida; Brassicales; Brassicaceae
Product: protein TPX2-like
Exons: 5
Coding region: 458-862 (134 amino acids)
Source: RefSeq, a predicted model, not a curated record
ACGAGGCAGAAGAAGAAAGAUAAACUGGCCGUUAAGAGAGAGAGUCUGGUCCACAUUCGAAAGGCUUUUCACCGUUCCUAUUCAAAUAACAAACCUUCUUCGCCGGUCAUAUGGAUACGACGAAGGAGGAACAAACCGCCUGUUCCUUGACGACUACGAUGAUAGAUGAGACUUAUGAGUUCACGGCGCCACGAUGGUACGAUUUCGAAAACGAAGAGAUGAAACUCGAUAAACAACGAUCGGAGCUCUGGUUCGAAUCAGCCACAAGUUACGCGUCUUCUCGUACGAUUUUCACAUUCAUUCAUUUGAAUUAUGUUCAAGGAUUCGUUCAAGCUGCUCUCAGUCGGUAAAAUAGGAGCUUAGGGUUUCGUUGUUUCUAUAUUUGAGCAGCAAGGCAAGAUUUGCAGCUUCGAUUCCCAGUAUCAAAGCCAGGAGCUCAUCAUGUAAGGUUGAGAGAAUGUGCAACUUCAGCCAAGUAGAAGAAGAGUCAACACAGUUGAAAGCUAAAGGAUCAUCUGAUGAACAAGUAGCUGCAGAUAACAAGGAGAACAUUCCUCCAUCACAAGCUGAGGUAUCUAUAACGACCAACACUAAGACGCAUCUAAAUUCUACAAAGAAUCGGCAUGUGCUGAUGCCCAUAAAACAGCCACAAGCCAGAGGCACUAAUCAGAAAACCAUAAAGAGGAAAAUCAAGCCAUCAAAAGGCAAAAGCUUGAUGGUGGUAAAUCCAGACAGAGCCAUAACUUUGCCUCAUAAGACGAAAAAAGGUCUUGUUAACUCGAGCUUCAACUUAUGUCCUCCAGUCACUAAAAAAACAAGGACAGAGAACAGAAAGGUGCAUUGUGUUCCAGUGAUGAUGUGAUCAAAACCUGGAGAAGUUGUUUUUAACUCUUGCCUAUUCGUUUUUAAAGUUUAUGUCCCGGAGCAAAUUACUCCAUUUGUAUCAACUGCUGAAUUAGUGAACAAGUUCCAACCUAG